This is a messenger RNA of Myodes glareolus (Bank vole), 2901 nucleotides long. RefSeq names its product derlin 1 (gene Derl1). The record is from RefSeq and is a predicted model, not a curated record. NCBI's taxonomy places the organism in Eukaryota, Metazoa, Chordata, Mammalia, Rodentia, Cricetidae.
UGCCUGGCUCGUCCGAAUUCGGUGGCGCCACGUCCGUCGGUCUCCGCCUCCUGCACGGCGGCUGCGCUCCUACUUUCCCUGGCCGAGCCGGUCGAAGAGCGCGGGGUGGGCACGGGAGGACGCGCGGCGCUGCGCAGCCGGCCACCUGACGGGUGACCAUGUCGGACAUCGGGGACUGGUUCAGGAGCAUCCCGGCCAUCACGCGCUACUGGUUUGCUGCCACCGUCGCGGUCCCAUUGAUCGGCAAACUCGGUAUUAUCAGCCCGGCCUACUUCUUCCUCUGGCCCGAAGCCUUCCUCUAUCGCUUCCAGAUAUGGAGGCCAUUCACUGCCACCUUUUAUUUCCCCGUGGGUCCAGGAACUGGAUUUCUUUAUUUGGUCAAUUUAUAUUUCUUAUAUCAGUAUUCUACACGACUUGAAGCAGGAGCUUUUGAUGGGAGGCCAGCAGACUAUUUGUUCAUGCUUCUCUUUAACUGGAUUUGCAUCGUGAUUACUGGCUUAGCAAUGGAUAUGCAGUUGCUGAUGAUUCCUCUGAUCAUGUCGGUCCUUUAUGUCUGGGCCCAGCUAAACAGAGACCUGAUCGUAUCAUUUUGGUUUGGAACACGAUUUAAGGCCUGCUACUUACCUUGGGUUAUCCUCGGAUUCAACUAUAUUAUUGGAGGCUCGGUGAUCAAUGAGCUCAUUGGAAACCUCGUUGGACAUCUUUAUUUCUUCCUGAUGUUCAGAUAUCCAAUGGACUUGGGAGGAAGGAAUUUUCUGUCCACGCCUCAGUUUUUGUACCGCUGGCUACCCAGCAGGAGAGGAGGGGUGUCAGGGUUUGGUGUGCCCCCUGCCAGCAUGAGGAGAGCUGCUGAUCAGAAUGGCGGAGGUGGGAGACACAACUGGGGCCAGGGCUUCCGACUCGGAGACCAGUGAGGAGCCUGCCCACCAGCCAUGCUAAGCAGAUGACAGUUUCCUCCCAGUACUGGGCACGCUUAAUGGCCAAGUUCUUGCUGCCGCUCUUGGACCUGACCCAUGCUGAAUGUAGUCUUUUGGUACAAGACGACAUUUUUAAAUCCUGAAGGAAAAUACAAGUGUUCCUCAAGUUUCAUGAUUUUCAUUCAAGUCCUUACUGCUCUGAAGAACAAAUAUCAGCUGUGCAGAUUUCAAAACUGACUCAUUUUCUGGUGUCUUCUCUUCUUCCCUUUCCAUCGGAAUAACGGGCGGGGCAAGUGGGGUUGGUUAGCCAAGCCCUGCCAAAGGACCCCUUCCUCUUUCUCACACACACGUCCCCAGAGUUGCAACUUGAGUUGGUCCACAAAAUGGUUUUGCCUUUGACAAACUCUUAUUUAUUGACUUUGCCAAAGCUUGGUCACAAAGAGCUUGUUCACACAUCGCUCUCAGCUGUUGCUGGCAGGACUGUGAGAGUAGGGAGAAGAUUGGAGCAGCGGCCGAAGAGUUUUCUCAGUGGUGGGGACUCUGUCGGCCAGACAGCAGCGCGGCCAUUAGCUGCCUCCACAGAUAUUUUUCUAUGAAAAGCACCACUGAGUCAGUGAGGCCCCGUCUGGGGAUAAUGAGGUUAGGAGUUGUUGCUAGGCACUUCUGUCCCCCAAGCCAAGUGAUCAAAACCAUAGUGGAGCUGCUUCUAACACAGAGAAUGGGUUCAACACGAUCUCUUUGUGUUUCUUCCAUGGGUGCACUGUGCUGGCUUUGUGUACCCAGAGCCGUUGUGCUGUGCUGUGCUGUGUUAGGAGGUUCCAGAUCACAUUGGUCGUACAUGUCCCUGGAGGCAGGCUUCAGGGCUGUGUUUCCGUUUUAUCCUCACUAUGGAUGUGUGUUCAUUGAGUCAGCAGAGGAGAAAGCGUCAGACUCUUUAGAUUUUUCUUUCAUUGUUUUUGUCCCUUAAGUUUUUGGUCAGGUGUUUUGGUUACUGGUGAGGGAAGUAUGGCUCUUCGGAUGUAUAUCAGUCAGUCAGUUUUUAAGGCUAAUAGCACACCUGAGUAAGUGACACAUAACUAGAGGUUCCAGUAGCUUUAGAAUUAUUUGUCUUUAUUAUCUUGGGUCAUGCAUGUAUACAUUUUGUGAAUCAGACCUACUCCCUUUUUAUAGGUGGGCUUUUGCCAGCUGAGCUUGGUUCAUCACUAAAUAAAAUUUUCUGAAGGCUACCGUGCUUUAUAUAGUUAAUUUAUGCUUUUAUUCUGAAACCAGACUGCUGGGAACAGUGUGGUGUGGCCGCUAUACUUUGAAUAUUGUCCAAAGGUUUCCAUUACUUUGGUUGGUUCCUUGCAGGAAAUGUGCCCUAACAGUAUGUCUUGUCUUUAUCUGCUCAUUAAAGCUGUGAUAUGUGUUGUAUUAGGAAGUGGGAGUUUGAAAGUUUGUGUACCUCUCCAUAUUUAAUAUAUAUGAUAAAACAAUUGGGUGGAGAGAGGCUGAGCCGAAAUGCCCUGAUUCUCCUGCUGUCCUGAGGCUUCAUAAAAUGUGUUUGUAAAUUUCCACAUUCUCCCAAUGGCAUUGCACAGGCUCUCCCUGUGCAAGGUAGAGGCUCGAACUCAGAAAGGACUGGACCAGUGAGCGAGCAGGGGAUUGUUCUACUCUCUUACCAGGCUGGCUCCUGAGAGCACUCUCUUUUCUAAGGGUCUGCAAGUAUGUACAACUUUUCUGUUCAAGGUAAAAUGUUCAUUAAAUUCUUUCUCCUGAACAUGGUUCGGAGGCUGAUCAUUUUAUUAUCUUGCCUGGAUUACCAGUCCUUCCGGGAUAGUUGUACCAAAGUGAGCUGUUUUAGUUUUGACUUCACAAGGUAAGACAUCACAGUGGGUUCUCUUUAUGAAUGUGAAAAAAACCCUUAUUUUGUACAGACAGCUUUCCUUUUUGUAACUAAUCCCUUUUACUGGUAAAUAUUGUAAAUUAAACUGUGCAACUUGAA